AUGGGAGAUUCACGUUCACCAACAAAAGACUCCUACAGCAUCCUUGGAAUCACCAAGACUGCAACCAUUAAAGAUAUGUGUAAGGCAUACAAAUCACUUGUUACAAAAUGGAAUCCCGAUAAGAACCCAUCAAACAAGACCGAAGCCGAUGCCAAAUUCAAAGAAAUCAAGGAAGCCUACAAGGUCCUCAAUGAAAGGAAGUUGGAAGAUUUACUUGCAAAUGAAGACGACCCUACAACCACGGCAGGAGCUCAUUCUCACCAUAAAAGUGUGGAUGAUAUUGGUUUCUUUUCUCGUCGAUCCUCGUUUCUCUCUAGGACUUCAAGCCGGAGAAGUCAGACGCCGACCCCAACCCGAUCAUACCUUUCAAGAUCUCAAAGCAAGAGCAGCUCUACAACACCAAGAAUGCAAUCAACACCUGCAACACCAACAUCCACCACAAAAUUUUCUACGUCACCAACAUCAACAACAGAAUCGUCUACUAAAAGAGCUUCCGAGUCUCGAUCAAAAAGCACAAGUCGCAGGAGCGCGUCUGAGAUUCCUAGCGUUCUGUCAAGAAAUGCAAGCAGAAGGAGCACCACACCGAUUAUAUUCUCUCAAUCGACUGCCCGGAGGAAACCUCCUCCCGUUGAGAAGACGCUGGAAUGCACGCUUGAGGAUUUGUGCUUUGGCUGUGUCAAAAGGAUCAAUAUCACCAAAGAUGUUAUCAUGGAUCCCGGGAUCAUUGUCAAAGAGCAUGAGGUACUAAAGAUAAACAUACAACCAGGAUGGAAGAAAGGGACAAAGAUAACAUUCGAGGGCAAAGGCGAUGAGAGACCAGGCAACCUCCCACCCGAUAUAAUAUUCUCAAUAGAUGAGGAAAGACAUCCAUUGUUUAAGAGGGAUGGAGAUGACUUAGAGCUGAAGCUUCAGAUCCCCUUGGUGAAGGCUCUCACUGGUUGCUCCCUUACGGUUCCUCUAUUAGGAGGGGAGAAUAUGAACCUGUCCUUUGAUGACAUUCUAUAUCCAGGAUAUGAGAAGGUCAUUCCAGGACAAGGCAUGCCAAUCAACACAGAUGAAGAGAAGAGAGGAGAUCUUCGAAUAAAGUUUCUAGUCGAUUUUCCAAUGCAUUUGAGCCGAAAACAACGGUCCCAAGCUCAUGCAAUUUUGAGACAGUGUACAUGAUAAGCACAGUUCAAUUCUACAAAAUCAUAUUGUAAAUAUAUACAUAUAGCAAAAUACUUUCAUAUUUUUGAAAGCCACAUGAGCA
Tripterygium wilfordii is the source of this 1249-nucleotide messenger RNA. RefSeq names its product chaperone protein dnaJ 2. Gene Ontology annotation, molecular function: protein-folding chaperone binding. The transcript is spliced from 3 exons. Bases 1 to 1164 code for a protein of 387 amino acids. The record is from RefSeq and is a predicted model, not a curated record. Gene Ontology annotation, cellular component: cytosol. NCBI's taxonomy places the organism in Eukaryota, Viridiplantae, Streptophyta, Magnoliopsida, Celastrales, Celastraceae.